Messenger RNA from Hirsutella rhossiliensis, 1002 nucleotides. Its product is annotated as short chain dehydrogenase domain-containing protein. The record is from RefSeq and is a predicted model, not a curated record. Bases 1 to 1002 code for a protein of 333 amino acids. Lineage: Eukaryota; Fungi; Ascomycota; Sordariomycetes; Hypocreales; Ophiocordycipitaceae. The transcript has a single exon.
AUGGCAGACCGCUACAUCUCCGCCCACAAAACGCCCAACGGGCCGGGAGACGCGCGCCCAACAGCCGCCCAGAUCAUCAAGGACGAGGCCCUCGACGGCGGCCAGCUCGGCGGCCAGACCGCCCUCAUCACCGGCUGCUCCGCCGGCAUCGGCGUCGACACCGCAAAGGCCCUGUACGCCGCCGGCGCCACGCUAUUCCUUACCGCGCGGGAUCUUGCCAAGGCCCGCGCUGCGCUGGGGGAUGCCCUCGUCGGUGAUGGCGAGCGUGUGCACCUGCUGCAGCUUGACCUCGAGUCUUUCGACAACGUGCGGGCUUGUGCGGCCGAGUUCCUUUCCAAGAGCGCGACUCUCAACUUGCUGAUCUGCAACGCGGGAGUCAUGACGCCCCCAGAGGGCCGUACGAAGGACGGCUUCGAGACACAGUUCGGAACCAACCACCUCUCGCACUUUCUCCUCUUCAACCUCUUGCAGCCCGCGCUCCUCGCCGGCGCCGCUACCUCAAACCGGGCCUCGCGCGUCAUCGUCCUCUCGUCGCUCGCCCACCGCUUCGGCGAGGUCAACUUCGAUAACUUCAACUUUGACGGCAACUACGACCCCUGGACCGCCUACGCGCAGAGCAAAACUGCCAACGUGUGGACGGCCAACGAGAUCGAACGGCGGUACGGCAGCCAGGGCGUCCACGCGUGGAGCGUGCAUCCCGGGGCCGUGCUGACCGAUCUGAUGCGGCACAUGUCCGACGCCGAGAAGACCGGGUUCCAUGAGGACCCCUUGCUGGCCAAGAUGUUCAAGAAUUCGGAGCAAGGAGCUGCGACAAGCGUCUGGGCCGCCACUGCUGCGGCUCUGGAAGGUCAAGGCGGGAAGUACCUAGAGGACUGCCGGAUCACCGGGCCCUGGGACCCUUCGGUCGGUGAGUUUGGCCCGGGGUACGCGACGUACGCGUAUGACGUGGAAAAGGCAACCAAGCUGUGGAACAAGUCUAGGGAGUUGGUUGGUUUGCAAUGA